This is a messenger RNA of Saccoglossus kowalevskii, 568 nucleotides long. RefSeq lists its product as uncharacterized. NCBI's taxonomy places the organism in Eukaryota, Metazoa, Hemichordata, Enteropneusta, Harrimaniidae. The record is from RefSeq and is a predicted model, not a curated record.
AGCGAUGGGGAUCACGGAUGUACUUUUACUUUCAGGAGUGUUUACUUCAGCGCUUUUUAUGGUUUCUGAUGGCGUUUCUUUGACUGCGUCCUUGGCGAUUCAAACCCCAUCCCCUCCAUACCAAGCCGGGGAUCAACUGGUGUUCUCAUUCCAAUGUGAAGUCACUGUAACUGCGGACCAAGCUUAUAACGUCAGAUUAGAAUUUGGAUCGGAGAGACUGGAAUUUCCCAGUGAUCCGAUAGAAAACCAGUUCGCUUGGCAAUACAACAAAGUAAAUACUCCUCAGACCGUAGAGGAUAGACUGACAUUUACCCCCACGGAUUUUGACGAAGGGGUUGACUCUGAAAACCUUUGGUUGUUACUGAUUGUGCCUGCCGACACCGCCGCCUCUAGAUUUGUACAAGGCACUUUCACCAUGAAUGUACCAGGUAGACAAUUACUAUUUACAGCUAUAUUCAGGAACACUAAGGCGCUGCAUGAAUUAAUGUUAUUUAAUGCGUUGGCAGCCAAAUGUAUAACACUAUCAAUCAAGUUCACACUCAAAGGUUCUAUUGACGAGAAAUCGUAA